AUGAAAGAUUCUCUCACUGUAUCUACAAAAUCAAAUAAAAUUCAUGCAUUUAUUAUUAACAUCGAUUUUGAUAAUCAUUUCUGGUUUAUUCUAUUCACGAUCUACAUCGAGGGCGUGAAUAUUCGCGAUUUGAAUGUGAAAGCGUACCGAGAACAGCUGGGUUGUGUGCAACAAGAACCGAUUCUAUUCUGGGGCACCGUGACUGAGAAUCUUCGAAUGGGUAAAUUGGACGCAACACAAGAUGAAAAUUGGAGAAGCAGCGAGGCAAGCCAAUGCGCACGAAUUUAUUACAAAGCUGCCGGAGAUAAGCCAAAAGGAAAUUAG
This is a messenger RNA of Echinostoma caproni, 324 nucleotides long. The record is from the annotation of a GenBank genome assembly. Lineage: Eukaryota; Metazoa; Platyhelminthes; Trematoda; Plagiorchiida; Echinostomatidae.